Molecule: messenger RNA, 1204 nt
Organism: Alligator mississippiensis (American alligator)
Lineage: Eukaryota; Metazoa; Chordata; Crocodylia; Alligatoridae
Gene: TAGLN3
Product: transgelin 3
Exons: 5
Coding region: 222-821 (199 amino acids)
Molecular function (GO): protein binding
Source: RefSeq, a predicted model, not a curated record
UCAAAUCGAUACAGCAUUCUUCAAAUCACCAUGCUGCUGCUGCUGCAGCAGCAGCAGGGCGUUGCAUCAGCCUCCAUCUCCUCUUAAACUUAUUGAUGCUCUCAAUUUGAUGGUCCCCGGAUUGCUAGACCUGCGCUGGUGCUGAGAAGGACCGAUUGCAUCUUAAAAAGGAUCCCUUGAGCUUCGAUGUAUAACCUUCAUUGUAUUAGCAGAUAUUAGAGAUGGCUAACAGAGGACCCAGCUAUGGCUUAAGCCGAGAAGUGCAGGAAAAGAUUGAACAGAAAUAUGACCCAGAAUUGGAGACCAGACUGGUGAACUGGAUUAUGACACAGUGCGGAGAAAAGAUAGAGCAGCCACCUCCUGGAAGGCAACAUUUUCAAAAAUGGUUGAUGGAUGGAACAUUGUUGUGCAAGUUAAUAAACAGUUUACAUCCAAAGGGAAAAGAGCCUAUUCCAAAGAUCUCCGAAUCAAAAAUGGCUUUCAAGCAGAUGGAGCAGAUAUCUCAGUUCUUAAAAGCUGCUGAAGUCUAUGGAGUUAGAACAACAGAUAUUUUCCAGACAGUGGAUUUGUGGGAAGGGAAGGACAUGGCUGCAGUACAGAGAACCUUAAUGGCUUUAGGCAGCCUGGCUGUCACCAAGGAUGAUGAAUGUUACAAAGGAGAUCCUUCCUGGUUUCACAGGAAAGCGCAGCAGAACCGGCGGGGAUUUUCAGAAGAGCAGCUCCGUCAGGGACAGAACGUAAUAGGACUUCAAAUGGGUAGCAACAAAGGAGCAUCACAAUCUGGCAUGACGGGCUAUGGAAUGCCACGGCAGAUCAUAUGAAUGGAUCUCUGUAGAGAAAACAUGCAUUCUGCAGCAUGGUCUGAUUAGAAAAACCUAGCUAGUUCCCUUUCAGCCUCAAACCUGAUUUUUUUUUUUUUUUUUUUUUAAAUAAUUAGUGCUCUUUAAGAUUUUUUUUUUCUUUUUUGCAGCUGCAACUUUUUCUCAGAUAAGAACGUGGAUCUGUGUGUCGUUGGGUCCCAGUUCAAACUGCGCACUGCUGCCAUCUGCUUUUCACUUCCAAACUAUGCAAAGACUAUUUUUCUGUAUUUAUUUAUUUGCAAACUGUUACCUUCUGUAUUACAAAGCUCUAGCUCUCAACAAGUAACCUCGUCCUUCUAUUCAGUUAUGAUAUUGUUAAAAUAAAGCUAAAUUAAAAAAAACUC